This is a messenger RNA of Striga asiatica, 1738 nucleotides long. NCBI's taxonomy places the organism in Eukaryota, Viridiplantae, Streptophyta, Magnoliopsida, Lamiales, Orobanchaceae. The record is from the annotation of a GenBank genome assembly.
GUUUUCAAUACUUACUGAAAUACAUCCACGAAUGUGGCAUCUACACCACCAUAAGUUCCAAUAACCCACCCAUAAAAACAAAGGCCAAAACCUUUAUCCGCUUCCGUUUGGCUCCUUGCAUAUCACUAUAGAUAAACCCUCUAAACAUUUUUGUUCCUAUUGAAGUACUUCACUGUACAUUUUCCGCAUUCCAGCUUCGCAGUAGCAGGGCUCCAGCAUUUUCUUGAGUUCGUUUCUUUCUCCUUUUCUAUUCUGGCAUAAUUCACCAGUUAUAUCUCUUGGCUACUACAGAGUUCUGUAUUUGUUGAAAUAUGAUGGUGCAAUUGUGUGGCUUUCGUGUUUGAUUUUGUCACGAUGGCUGAUUUCGCAUGUUCAUCGAAUUUUGUUGAGCAGGAUUGCGUCUUUACUGCUUUAUGAGGCUGAAAAAUGUGGAAGCUGUUACAUGUUCUUCAUGAGCACCUCAAUGGUCCUAUGUCAACAUCUCGUCUUAUCCAAUAAUAUUAGCUCCGAUAAUUCAUUUUCACCGUGCAAUGCGCCAUCUGCUUUCAUUCGUCUGAAUUGUGGGAGGAGAAAAUCUCGAGGGCUGGUUCCAAAUGCCAAGAAAAGGCACAAGAAGGGAAAAAAGAGUUGGUGGCAGAGAUUCUUUUUUGACGAGGAUGCAAAUUGGCUCGGGUUGAAGGAAAACUAUUUACUUGAUGAACUUGAAUCGGAUGAUGUCACUAGCGAUGACGAGUUAUCCGAAAAUGAGAAAUUUGAGGCAUGGAAAAGGCGGGCCGAGGCUAUAGUUGAAUUAAGGGAGGCACAAGAUGAAGUCAAGAAUGAGGAGAAUAGGAUGUGGGAGGACUGGCUUGUGGAUGGAGCUAAUGAUGAUGUCAGCAAUGGUUCAUCGUGGUUUGAGAAAACGAAUGAUUCUGUUGGAAAAUUGGGAGAUGAUUUAGUGGAAGAUGAAUUGUUCUCCGCGAGAGGAUUGGUUAGGUCCGCGAGGAAUUUGGUUCUAGGCGGAGAAGAUGAAGAUAUUCUUUACGAGGAUCGAGUUUUUCGUUAUGCCUCAUUCAAUUCGGCUAAAUUCUUGGCUGUACUGGUCAUUGUCCCAUGGGCCUUGGAUUUCUUGGUUCACGACUAUGUUAUGAUGCCUUUUCUGGACAGAUAUGUGAAGACUGUACCACUUGCUGCUCAGCUGCUUGACGUGAGGAGGAAUCAGAAGCUUGAAAUGGUCAAAUCUCUAAAUCUUGAGAAAGCACGGUAUCGGUUUGAAGUAGAGAUAGGGAAAUCUCCUCCUCUUUCUGAUGAGGAGCUUUACUCAGAAUUACGACAAAAGGCGUUAGAGUUGCGUGAUGAAUGGAGAUUAGAGAACCGCAGAGCAUUUGCUAACAUAUGGUCAGAUAUGGUUUUCGGGAUCUCAUUGUUUGUUCUGCUAUACUUCAAUCAGAGCCAAGUAGCUUUGCUGAAGUUUACAGGUUAUAAGAUAGUGAAUAAUAUCACAGACACUGGGAAGGCAUUUCUUAUCAUACUUAUCACCGACAUUUUCUUAGGUUAUCAUUCUGAAUCAGGUUGGCAGACAUUGUUAGAGGUUCUUGUUGAGCACUAUGGAUUUGAGGUGGAUAAGGCUGCCAUAACAAUAUUUGUCUGCUUAGUUCCUGUUAUAAUUGAUGCUUGUGUCAAGCUGUGGUUGUUUAAAUUCCUGCCGAGAUUAUCCCCAAAGGUGUCCAAUAUUUUCCGCGAAAUGAAGAGACAUUAG